Sciurus carolinensis (gray squirrel) is the source of this 3336-nucleotide messenger RNA. RefSeq names its product zinc finger protein 189 (gene Znf189). Gene Ontology annotation, molecular function: histone H3K4 methyltransferase activity; histone H3K36 methyltransferase activity; recombination hotspot binding. Gene Ontology annotation, biological process: regulation of transcription by RNA polymerase II; positive regulation of reciprocal meiotic recombination. Lineage: Eukaryota; Metazoa; Chordata; Mammalia; Rodentia; Sciuridae. Gene Ontology annotation, cellular component: nucleus. The transcript has 4 exons. The record is from RefSeq and is a predicted model, not a curated record. Bases 378 to 2309 code for a protein of 643 amino acids.
GCUGCUUGGCUGUGAGGCAGAGGAAUUGGCAACCGAGGGGAGGCUCUAGCGAGAUCUGAAAGACUGCGCAGCCAGGCAGGGGAGGGGAUUCGAGGUUGCGGGGACAGCCAGGGUGCGUGUCCGAUAUGCCGCUGGGGACGUGACCGCUCAGGGACCGAGGCAGGACCUUGCCAGACCCAGCCAGGGAACCUCAUCUUCGUUGGGCCUAAUUUCCAGCAGCUGGCUAGGCCUCACCAGAGCCUUUCCGUGAGGCCCCUGCUCUUCUCUGGCAGGGAGAAUGGCCUCCCCCAGUCCCCCGCUGGAGCCAAAGGUAAGGCACCAUUUUUGACCUUCUUCUGUGUCUUCUGCACCUGGCACGAUGCCUGGACCCAAGGUAGAUGCUUAAAGAACCUGAUGGAAUUGAAUUGAAUUCAAUAGGGUCACAAGCGAAUGCGAGUAGAGAAUUGGAGCGGGACAGUGAGGGGUUGCUGUCAUUUGAGGAUGUGGCUGUGUUUUUUACCCAGGAGGAGUGGGAUUAUCUGGACCCAGCUCAGAGAAGCCUCUAUAAAGAUGUCAUGAUGGAGAAUUAUGGGAACCUGGUCUCACUGGAUGUUUUGAACAGAGAUAAGGAUGAAGAACCAACUGUAAAACAAGAAAUUGAAGAAAUUGAGGAAGAAGUGGAGCCACAGGGUGUAAUAGUUACAAGAAUCAAAAGUGAAAUUGACCAGGAUCCCAUGGGUAGAGAAACCUUUGAACUUGUUGGUAGGUUAGAUAAACAGAGAGGGAUCUUCUUAUGGGAAAUACCACGGGAAUCUUUAACCCAGGAACAGAAAAUAUUCAGAGGAAAUACUAAUAUUAUCCAUAAGAAACAAAACUCAGAAGAAAAAUGCCAUAAAUGUGAAGAAUGUGGAAAGGGUUUUGUCCGCAAGGCCCAUUUCAUUCAACAUCAAAGGGUCCAUACUGGUGAGAAACCUUUUCAGUGCAAUGAAUGUGGGAAGAGUUUCAGUCGCAGUUCAUUUGUUAUUGAACAUCAGAGAAUUCACACCGGGGAAAGGCCCUAUGAGUGUAAUUACUGUGGAAAAACCUUUAGUGUGAGUUCAACCCUUAUUAGACAUCAGAGAAUCCACACUGGAGAAAGACCCUACCAGUGUAAUCAAUGCAAACAGAGCUUCAGCCAGAGAAGGAGCCUUGUUAAACAUCAAAGGAUUCAUACAGGUGAGAAACCCCAUAAAUGUAGUGACUGUGGGAAGGCCUUCAGUUGGAAGUCACACCUUAUUGAGCAUCAGAGAACUCACACUGGUGAGAAACCCUAUCACUGUACCAAAUGUAAGAAAAGCUUUAGCCGAAAUUCAUUGCUCGUUGAACAUCAGAGAAUUCACACUGGGGAAAGACCCCAUAAAUGUGGUGAAUGUGGGAAAGCCUUUAGAUUAAGUACAUACCUUAUACAACACCAAAAAAUCCACACUGGUGAGAAACCUUUUCUUUGUAUAGAAUGUGGAAAAAGCUUCAGUCGGAGCUCAUUUCUUAUUGAACAUCAGAGGAUCCAUACAGGUGAACGGCCUUAUCAGUGCAAAGAGUGUGGGAAAAGUUUCAGUCAGCUUUGCAAUCUUACUCGUCAUCAGAGAAUUCACACAGGAGACAAACCUCAUAAAUGUGAGGAAUGUGGAAAAGCCUUUAGUAGAAGCUCAGGUCUUAUUCAGCAUCAGAGAAUCCAUACCAGAGAGAAGACUUAUCCAUAUAGCGAAACUAAGGACACUUUUGAUCCAAAUUGCAGUCUUGUUAUACAGCAGGAGGUCUACCCUAAAGAAAAGUCUUACAAAUGUGAUGAAUGUGGGAAAACUUUUAGUGUUAGUGCUCAUCUUGUACAGCAUCAAAGAAUCCACACUGGCGAAAAGCCCUAUCUGUGUACUGUUUGUGGGAAAAGCUUUAGUCGGAGUUCAUUUCUCAUAGAACACCAGAGAAUCCACACUGGUGAGAGACCCUAUCUCUGCAGACAGUGUGGCAAAAGCUUCAGUCAGCUUUGUAAUCUUAUUCGACAUCAGGGUGUUCACACAGGUAAUAAGCCCCAUAAAUGUGAGGAAUGUGGAAAGGCCUUUAGCCGGAACUCAGGUCUGAUUCAACACCAGAGAAUACACACAGGAGAGAAACCGUACAAAUGUGAGAAGUGUGACAAAAGUUUCAGUCAACAGCGCAGCCUUGUCAACCAUCAGAAGAUCCAUGCAGAGGUGAAAACCCAAGAAACCCAUGAAUGUGAUGCUUGUGGUGAAGCCUUCAAUUGCCAUAUUUCUCUUAUUCAGCAUCAAAAAUUGCAUACUGCAUGGAUGCAGUAAAUGUAGAGAAAUAUGUAGGCUCAGUUUAAUUUGAGACUAGCUACCCAAGUGCAGUUUUAGUAUGGCCCAAUAUGGGUCAGAUUUUCUGAUAAAGCAAGUUGUCCUUGGCUUCAGGCAAAUGGUUUCUGAAGAUCCUGUGAAUAGUGGACGUGUGCCCGUGCGCAAUUGACUUCUAAUUACUCUGUUUUCAUGAUCAUGGACAAAGACUCACUAAUUUAUCUAAGUAUCUUUUAACAAAUCUUUCAGCAGAGAAGUUGAACCCAGGUGAACAAGGAGGUGCUCUGAAGGACAAAGUUGGAAUGAGUGCCAGGGAACUGGGAGCAGCUGAGUUAGAAAACUGAGAAUAAUGAUUCAGAGAAUCUUUUGCCACCAUCUCAUGGUGGUCCCUUCAAUUCCAUUAUGUUUGGCUGUGCAUGCCAAAGCCUAGUGAUAGCAUAUGUAAGUUGUCAAACAAAGCCCAGAUGUUUUUGAAACCAGUAUACAAAGUUUUUGUCAUUUGUUUAAUAAGAGAGUUAAUUGUUUGGCAUGUGAGUUAAUGGAAGGCUGUUACAGUGCCUGGUUAUUCCCAGAUCAGUGAAGUGAGUGAACCAUUAAGUUUACAUGCAAAGAUCAUGUGAGUAAUUAACAAACCUAGCCUAGCAAAGGUGUUACCAAGCAAUCUUUGGGAGUGCCUUUUUUCCCACCAAGAUGGGCCUAAAAAGUGGAAGAAGAUAAUUGAUCUUUUGUGCUGUCCCAUCUGUGAAAGAUAUUUGUAAUACUAUAUGAAUAAGCUUAUUCCUGCACAACCAGGAGCAUGUGAAAGUGUACAUAUUUUGAUUACCAAGAAUUGGAAAUAAAAAGACCUGGAGUUUAUGCUAGGAAGCUCGAGAUAUUUUGGUAUUGCUUUGGGUUUUAUGGUAUCUAGAUUUUGCAUGCAAUUUUAAAAUUCUUAUUUCUGGUUCUAGGGUUUCCCCUAGUUAAUGGUUGUUUUAUAAACCUGUUAAGUCAUCGUUUUAAUCAUUAAAACCAGUUUUGUUUUUUGCUUUGU